Molecule: messenger RNA, 198 nt
Organism: Clunio marinus
Lineage: Eukaryota; Metazoa; Arthropoda; Insecta; Diptera; Chironomidae
Source: the annotation of a GenBank genome assembly
AUGAAUUUUAACCUUCCAAAUCUAUCAUCAAUCCUUAUGGAUUAUUUGUUGAUCUUCCAUUUGAAAACAAUCGCCAAGUAUCUGAGAGCUGCGACUACACUCGACACAACCGCACACACUCAUCACAUUCCGUUUCAGUUUUCUGUUCUCCACCAACACGUUCAAAGUCGUCAAACAUGGAACGAACAGAAAAGUUAA